Chiroxiphia lanceolata (lance-tailed manakin) is the source of this 1655-nucleotide messenger RNA. RefSeq names its product aminoadipate-semialdehyde dehydrogenase-phosphopantetheinyl transferase (gene AASDHPPT). Gene Ontology annotation, molecular function: magnesium ion binding; holo-[acyl-carrier-protein] synthase activity. Gene Ontology annotation, cellular component: cytosol. The transcript is spliced from 6 exons. Bases 32 to 781 code for a protein of 249 amino acids. The record is from RefSeq and is a predicted model, not a curated record. Lineage: Eukaryota; Metazoa; Chordata; Aves; Passeriformes; Pipridae.
GGGGCCGGGUGCGCCGGGGCUGUGAAGGGCCAUGGGCAGCGUGCGCUGGGCUUUCCCCUGCGGGGCCUGGCGCCCCCGACGCCGUGAGUGGCUGCUGGCCGCGCAGCUGGUGCAGCCCGAGGAGAAGGACCGCAUCGGCCAGUUUGUCUUUGCUCGCGAUGCUAAAGCCGCCUUGGCUGGUCGCCUGCUGAUGCGGAAAUUAAUUGCAGAAAAGAUGUGCAUACCUUGGAAUGAAGUACACUUGCAAAGGACAUCGAAAGGAAAACCUUUCCUGGCCAAUACCGUAGUCAGUAUCAAUUCGAAUUACAACUUCAAUAUCUCUCAUCAAGGAGAUUAUGCAGUCCUUGCAGCUGAGCCUGAGCUUCAAGUGGGCAUUGAUAUAAUGAAGACUAAUUUACCAGGUAGUAGCUCAGUUCCAAAUUUCUUUCACAUCAUGAAGCGACAGUUUACUGAGACAGAGUGGGAUGUAAUCAAGUCUAUGAGUAAUGAAUGGAUGCAGCUGGAUAUGUUUUAUCGGCAUUGGGCCUUAAAGGAAAGCUUCUUAAAGGCUAUUGGAGUUGGAAUUGGCUUUAACUUGCAAAGAAUUGAGUUUAAUGUAUCCCCAUUGCAGCUGGAAGUAGGACAGGUGUAUAAGGAGACAAAAAUGCUUCUGGAUGGAGAAAAAGAAGAGGAGUGGACAUUUGAGGAAACCCGGUUUGAUGACCAUCAUCAUGUUGCAGUGGCACUCGGGAAACAGACGGGAUUUGUGCAAAAGGAUUCUGAUAUACUGUCCUUGGCAUGACCAUACUACAUACCUGGGUCCUAGAGAGUAAGAAGCUGCAAAAUCGCAAGCUCUGCGCUACAUGAGCCUUUUCCAGCAGGGUCUUGGCUAGGUAGUCUUUUUCACUGUGGAACAGGAUUGCCCAGCCUUCCUGUUUCUCAAAGUAGAGAUUUAGAUCAGAUCUGCUGGCCUAGACUGUGUAUCAACCCACUGUUUUCUGAGAAGAACUUGUUGAUGGUCUCUGAUCUAAAAAUAGUUUUAAAAGUUUUGGUCUUCAGUGAAAAGGCUGUCCAAAGGGAAUAAAUGUGGUUUAGUUUGGACCCUGAGAUUAGUUCAGUCUGGUUAGAACAUGGUGCUGACAACACCAUGGUUGCGGGUUCAGUCCCUGCUGUACAGGCCAUUCACUCUAUGAUCCUACUGAGAAUAUUGUGUGCCUCUGUGAUUAUAUUACCGUGUUCAGACCUUUUUGUAUCUUGCAUCAAAAUUGUCAGUGUGGAUUAGGAACUUCAGGGGGCAAAACUGUGUUCAAGACAAUUUGCAGUGAUGUGACAAGAGACCGGUGCCGUUUGAUAUGAAAAUCUGUAACUUUGAAAAGUGGAUCAUGAGAAUUCACUCCUAGCCUUUUACAGAAUCUGUAAACUUACACAAGAUGCAUAUUGUUACUACCUUAUGGGAUCAAAUGCACUGAUGUGCUGUCUUAGACAAGAAAUCAUAGAUGCUGCAACAGAAGUAGUGUAUAUAUGAUUGUAAUAUACAUAUUUUUGGUAAAAUCCAGGCAACAGCUCAACUUUAAACAACCAUCUUGACCCAAGACACUGCAAUAAAGCAAUGAUCUGCAAAGAAGAUAGAAAGGAAAAGAUAGUUAUACAAGUCAGAAUAGACUGCCUCUUCGUUG